AUGGCUGAGAGGGACUUCGAAUUCAUGGCGUCAAGUGGACUGAACGCGGUGAGAAUCCCGGUUGGAUGGUGGAUUGCCAGCGGCGACAACCCUCCUCGGCCUUUUGUUGGAGGCUCUGUCCAAUUCUUGGACAAGGCAUUCAGCUGGGGACAGAAAUACAGCAUUAGCGUUAUUGUCACAUUCCAUGCUGCGCCGGGGUCACAAAACCCAUAUGAUCAUAGUGCAACUAGAGACGGGUCACAGGAGUGGGGCAAUACCGAUGAAAACAUCAACCAAACCGUGCAAGUCAUCGACUUCCUUGCAAAAAGGUACGCGAACAACACAGCCCUCUUGGCCAUUGAGCUGCUCAAUGAGCCGCUGGCACCAGGCGCAGACUUGUCUAGACUGAAGAAAUACUACGAGGACGGCCAUAAAACAGUGCGUCUGUACUCGUCGACAACAUACGUGAUCAUGUCUAACAGGUUAAAUAUAGAAAACCAGACGGAGCUCCUACAGUUCGCGGGUGGCUUUGAUGGCGCCGUCCUGGAGGUACACUACUACAACCUGUACGAGGACAAGUUCUCCAACCUCACUGUAGAGCAGAACAUCGACUUUGUGAGGAACAACCGCUCCUCUGAUCUCAAAGCCAUCACAAAUCAGAAUGGGCGUCCCCUCACUUUUGUAGGUAAGCAGUCUGCUGGCAGUCAUUUCAGCAAUCCUUUGGAUUACUAA
This is a messenger RNA of Miscanthus lutarioriparius, 711 nucleotides long. The record is from the annotation of a GenBank genome assembly. Lineage: Eukaryota; Viridiplantae; Streptophyta; Magnoliopsida; Poales; Poaceae.